This is a messenger RNA of Baudoinia panamericana UAMH 10762, 467 nucleotides long. RefSeq lists its product as uncharacterized. Lineage: Eukaryota; Fungi; Ascomycota; Dothideomycetes; Mycosphaerellales; Teratosphaeriaceae. The transcript has a single exon. The record is from RefSeq and is a predicted model, not a curated record. Bases 98 to 361 code for a protein of 87 amino acids.
CUGCAGCUUCAAUUUCUUUCCGCAAUGACAGCCUCCUUUCUCGAGCGAAACCGGCAGGGGAGUCCGACAGCGCAGAAAGCAUCCUGAUGGGGACUGCAUGCCUUGGUUACAAUUGUUGUCACACAAGCUCAAUGUCGUCAGACAACAUAGCGCUGGCUCCUCGACAAAUCAAUCGUACAACCGAGUGAUGUCGCCGGUGUAUCAUCCGUUUUCGGUUUACAUUAGCGGCUAUCUAAUCAGAUCCGAGGUAUCAUCAGCGGCGCGGCGUACGUCUCCCAGAGAAGAGGUGGGAUCGUUGCUGGCAAGUCCUGCCGAAGUGGAGCACAGCUGUGCCAGUCAGAUUUUACAAACGCUUCGUUGAGGACUCCAUCGGUGACGUUGCAGGAAAGUUAACGGAUCUGAUUAGAUUGCCGAGACUGAAGAUCGACAGCAGCGACAUCGGUGAGAGUCGGGCAUGUGAGUGGAGU